GAUUCGAGCGGCGGUGAGUUAAGUUGUUUUGGUAUCGCGAGUGGUGGUUAAGUGUGACAUAGACGUUUUAGUCUAAAGUAGAGGAGAUAUUCCGGGGGCAUAAAUUGUAUUGUGCUUUAUAUGAUCGGUGUAUGCAUGUGUGCGGUACGUUUUUAAAGAGCUCUCUGGUUGAUUAAAUUAAAUUUCAAAAAUUUCGCCAUAUUGAGACCGACAAAUCUUUUUUAUAUAAACUAAUAAUGCAAUUACAUUAAACAAAACUAUACAUAGUCAACAAAAUGCCACGAAAACUUCUAAAGUUUCUUAUUAUCUUCGAUAAUACAUCUUUACUUUACUUUCCUGGUCAAUUUUUAUCCGGUAGAGUACUAUUGGAAUUACAAGACGAUACCGCCGCAUUGGGUCUACACUUUCAUGUAGUUGGUGAAGGUGUGGUGCGCGGUGGUUCUGCAAGACAGGAACGUACAUAUGAUAAAGAAAAUUAUAUAGACUUCCGUUUACGCUUAUUGGGUGAUAUAGAUCAAGGGCCUUCAGUACUAUCGCCUGGUAUACAUAGUUUUCCAUUUAAACUUGGCUUACCAGUGGGAUUGCCAUCAACAUUUCUAGGUCGUUAUGGUUGGAUACAGUAUUAUUGUAAGGCAGCACUGCGGGAACCUAAUGGUCUUAUACACAAAAAUCAUCAAGUUUUUAUAGUUAUGAAUCCAAUUGACUUAAAUUUGGAGAAACCUAUUUUGGCACAACCAUUCACCUGUGAAGUGGAGCAUAAAUUAGGUGUAGCAUGUGUGGGUGGUGGUCAAGUAAAGUGUAGAGUAGCGCUGGAUCGCGGCGGUUAUGUGCCAGGUGAAAGUAUAAUUAUAACAGCAUUCAUUUCAAAUUAUAGUAAUGUGACAAUUAAACGCACGAAGGCAUCCCUAACUGAGACCAUUGAGUACUUGGCACGCGGUAAAGUGGUACAAACGGAAAAACGUGCAUUAGCAGUUUUAGUACGUGGAAAAAUACGUCCAGGUAGCAAAGAUGAAUGGCAAAAUGAUAGCCUCUAUGUGCCACCACUGCCACCAACAAAUCUACAUGGCUGUCAUUUAAUUAAGAUUUCUUAUGAUGUGUUUUUUGUUCUGGAACCAAAAUCGAUGGAAAAGGAAAUCAAGUUACAAUUGCCAAUUGUCUUAGCCACAUAUCCUUUUCGUAAUAAUGGAAAUGAUGUCUCAAAUACAUGGCCUGAUUCAGUUUUAAAACCGGAUACACAUUAUCCUUCGACUCUACCAAUAUUUCGUCCAUGGCUACAUGAAAAACCAGAAUCAAAUUAAAAGAACAACUCAUUACGAUAAAUAAUAUUUUUUAAUUUGUUUACAUUAUUAUUAUUUUUAAUAUAUAGCAGUUUGUGUAUUGUUAAUAACUUCUUUGUAAUUAUAUGCCAAUAUAAUUUUUUGUUAAAACUAAAUUUAAUGUUCGUUUAAAAAACAAAAAGACAAAAGUAUAAUAUUUUAAAGCUUAUAGCCAUAAUAUUUGUUUAAGUAUUUAGCUUAUUUAUUGAAUAAUAUUUAAUAUAUGUCCUUUUUUGUUUAUUAAUUAAUAAUAAAAAUAAUAAAAUAUGAAAUAAAAUAAUAAGGGU
This is a messenger RNA of Teleopsis dalmanni, 1603 nucleotides long. RefSeq names its product arrestin domain-containing protein 17 (gene Vdup1). Gene Ontology annotation, cellular component: cytoplasm. The record is from RefSeq and is a predicted model, not a curated record. NCBI's taxonomy places the organism in Eukaryota, Metazoa, Arthropoda, Insecta, Diptera, Diopsidae. The transcript has 4 exons. Gene Ontology annotation, biological process: protein transport. The coding region runs from base 276 to 1298 and encodes 340 amino acids.